Molecule: messenger RNA, 7002 nt
Organism: Notolabrus celidotus (New Zealand spotty)
Lineage: Eukaryota; Metazoa; Chordata; Actinopteri; Labriformes; Labridae
Gene: tiam2a
Product: TIAM Rac1 associated GEF 2a
Exons: 27
Coding region: 341-5557 (1738 amino acids)
Biological process (GO): positive regulation of axonogenesis; small GTPase-mediated signal transduction; activation of GTPase activity
Cellular component (GO): synapse; membrane
Molecular function (GO): protein binding; guanyl-nucleotide exchange factor activity
Source: RefSeq, a predicted model, not a curated record
AACCCCACAUUGUCUGGGAGGAGUCCGCAGUCUCUUGGCGCUCCGUCCCAGGAACGUUUGGUCUGGGUACAGAGGAACCGUGGAAGUACGCUCCACGAAAACAUGAGCUACUUUUAAGAGCCUUUUUUUUUUAAUGCAACGACGUUUUAAUUUGUCGGGUGCGAGGAGGGAACCACGUGAAGCCUGAGAGCAGAGAGAGAGAGAGAGAGAGUGUUCAGUCAGAGGGAUCAUAAGCCGAUGCGCCAGAUGACAAAGGAAUGAGUUUAUUUUGAGAGAUGAGGCGGAGAGAACCGUGCACAUAGGAGCUCCAAUCUGAGAAGAAACUUUCAGACGGACAGCUAUGGGGAAUUCAGAGAGCCAAUACAGCCUCCAGGGCCCCAAAGGCACAAGCAUUGUCCUCCCAGGGAAACAGAAGCCAUUGAAGUUACGCUCAGGCAAAGACGACGCUCUGUCACCUCAUUCGUGGUGGAAAAGCGCCCCAGUAGGUUCAGGAUACAAGGCCAGGUGUGUUGGCCGUGGCUGUUUAUCCCCUCCGAAAAACCGUCACUUGCACUCUGCCCGGCACUAUGACUAUGUCUCCAAGGAGGCAAGGGGCAGCCCACGUUCUCACCACUGGCGUAGAUCAGCUGGGUGUGGCAUGAGAAGACGGCAUCUGUCGGAUGAGUACGAUGGUAAUCCGUAUGGAGCUGAGCUUAAUGGUCACGCCCUUAAUGGACACAUUGAUGAGGAUGGGGCUUUAGAGGAGCAGAGCAGCCCACGGGUGGUGAUCAAGAAGGAUGGUAGUCUCAGGGUGGAGUUCACCAACACCUCUGGCCAUCCCCUUCUCCUCGACGAGGCUUCUGGCCCCGUACAACUCCUCAAGUUUUCCCCAAACCUUGAGACUGCGUCCACUCCCAGUUUGCCUGGCUCGAGUGGUAGUGCACAAGAAGGUCACUGCAGUGGCCCACCUCCAGCCUCCACCUCCUCCACUGCCAGGACCAGCAAGGGAAGCUCGUUGAGUUCUGAUGGUUCCUGGUAUGACUCCCCAUGGGGGCCCAACGCAGAUCUUUGUGAGACGGACCAACCCUGCCCUGCUAACAGGACUUUGGUCCACUCCCCUAUCCAACAGCUUGACUCCUUCACUGAGCAGUCCUCUUCAGAGCUCUACAAGGACUCAACAAUGGCUGCAACUUUUCCCAUUACAAAGAACCUGCCUUCUGAUUUCCAAGGGCCUCCACCAGGUCAGAGGACGCACCGAGCCUCCUUUGCAUCAGUCCUGGAUGUUCCACUGGAGGAGGAAUGCCCUGAGGCUCACCAGUACACAUCUUUCACCCUGCCCUGUCGCAGGCCUAAAGCCCACACCAUGAGCGAGGAUCUGUGCCAGUAUCCUGAUCAGCAGCAGCACCGGGAGCAGGCAGGACCAGAUAUUCUUUUCCAUAAGAAAGACUCCAUAAGAACCCGUAUACGACGCUUCAGUGACUGGACAGGCAGCCUCAGCAGGAAGAAAAGAAAGUCUCAGGAGACCAGGUACAAGGACCUUACUGACGCCUUUGACAGCGGGGUUGACGGUCUCACCGCAGACACCAGCUCCCCCUCUCAGGUCUCCAGCCUCCUCUGGUUCCCUGGAGCUUCCAGGGCCCAAUCAUCAGGCGCAAUUCACCAAACCACCAGCGAUGCUGUGCGCCAGAAUAUCUAUGAGAACUUCAUGAGGGAGCUGGAGACGGGCACCGGGCAGGGAGGAGUGGGAGGCGGUGACAGGACAGACCCAUCCACUGGCACAGAAGAGGGGGAUAGCGGUAGCGAGUCAGCGGAGGGUUCACUGGAGCAGCUGGAUUUGCUGUUCGAGAAGGAGCAAGGGGUGGUCAGGCGGGCUGGCUGGCUUUCUUUCAAACCUCUUGUUACUUUGCACAAGGACAGGAAGCUGGAGCUGGUGACCCGCCGCAAGUGGAAGCAGUACUGGGUGACCCUGAAAGGAUGUACAUUGCUCUUCUAUGAGACAUACGGCAAAGGCUCUCCGGAGCAGGAUGCAUCACCACGUUAUGCUCUCCUGGCUGAGGACAGCAUCGUUCAGGCUGUUCCUGAGCACCCCAAAAAGGAGAACGUCUUUUGUCUCAGCAACUCAUAUGGGGACGUCUACCUCUUCCAGGCCAGCAACCAGACCGACCUGGAGAACUGGGUGACAGCCAUCCAUUCUGCCAGUGCCUCGCUGCUGGCCAAGCGCCAGGGGAAGGAGGAUACGGUGCGCCUGCUGCGGAGCCAAGUCCGUGGCCUUCUGCAGAAGAUUGACAUGGAUGGGAAGAUGAAGAAGAUGGCCGAGCUGCAGCUGACGGUUGUUAGCGACCCCAAGAACCGGAGGGCUAUCGAGAACCAGAUCCAGCAGUGGGAGCAGAACUUGGAGAGGUUCAACAUGGACCUGUUCAGAAUGCGCUGCUACCUGGCAAGUCUGCAGGGUGGAGAACUUCCUAACCCAAAGAGCCUGCUUGCAAUCGCCAGCCGCCCCACCAAAACCACUCUGGGACGCCUGGGGAUCUUCUCUGUCUCUUCCUUCCAUGCACUGAUCUGCUCUAGAGAUGAGGCCACUCUCAGGAGGCGCUCCCUGUCCCUGACUCAUAGGGCGCGCAAGAGAGGCCUUUUCUCCUCCAUCAAAGGCCUCGACAACCUCACAAGGAGAGGCCGGGAAAAGAGGCCGUCUGUAUCACAGAUUUUUGAGAGCGACGUUGGAGGUCAAGCGUACGCCCUCCCUCCCAGGAGCACCGAGAGGCUGGAUGUGUUGACCAGUAUCUACUCCAUGUCGCCCCCUGAGGGCGGUGUGUGGGACAGCAGCAGCAGCGGUGGCAUGGAUGUGCUGACGUGUGUCUACAUGCCAGACCGGCUGACGGUCCAAGUUGCCAUCAGAAGAGACCAGACAGCGGCUGACCUUCUCUCUGCUGCCUGCAAGGUGAAACAGUUGGACUCAGGUCUGCACUGCCUCCGCUUGCACAAGCAAGCCGAGGAGGAGGUGGAGGUCCGAUACGUGGCUGCUGAAGAGCUCGUGCGUGAUCUGGUCAACGAUCAGCUGGAGGUGGUCCCAGCUAAUGUGUUUACGCUGCACAUGAGCAGGCAGAGUGGCAGUGGGGACUUUGGUUUUGCAGUAACAGGGCAUAUAGACAGCCAGAGAAACAGCAGGAUCUUUGUCAGUGAAGUGCUUCAUGAUGGGCUGGCAUUCAAUGAAGGUCUGCGCCCAGGCGAUGAGAUCCUGGUCCUGAACGGCCGGUGCGUGUCUGGUCUGGAUCUGGCACUGAUCCAGACGCUGUUCGCUGAAGAAACUGUGCACAUGAGCCUGAGGCGGGAUGGACCCCUGCCGGCUGCUCUGACCUCCAACCACACAGCCCAGUCUUUCAGACAGAACCAGGAGGUUCGCAACAAGCACCACCGAGCCAAAUCCUCCUCUGAUGUGUGCACUGCAGCAGAAAAUGAUGCGUCCCUGUGUGUAGGACAGGAGGAUGUUCACUCACACUGCACACACAGGCCUGUUCAACACAGUAAGAGUGUGGACACAGUUUGCACCCUCUACCAGUCCUUCCAAGAAGGGUCAGGCUCAGGCCCAGGGGGUUUGAUGGAUGACUCCAAGGAUCCUCCAAUGAGGCAGGGAGGUGGUCCCUCGGGAGAAGCCAGCCUGCUCAGACCUUGCCCCAAGCAUAUGAGUGCCACUGAAAGGUUACGCAAGGUCAUCCAGGAGCUGGUGGACACGGAGAAGUCAUAUGUGAAAGACUUGGCCUGCUUGUUCGAGAUCUACCUGAAGCCCCUGCAGAAUGAGACCUUCCUCACACUGGAUGAGAUGGAGAGUUUGUUUGGCAGCCUGCCAGAGAUGCUAGACUUCCAGAGGGUCUUCCUGCAGACCCUAGAAGAGAGGAUUGCCUCUUCACCUGAUUUCAGCACCCUGGAGACCCCGUCACAAUUCAAGAAGCUGCUGUUUUCCCUCGGGGGUUCUUUCCUCUACUAUGCCGACCACUUCAAGCUCUACAGCGGCUUCUGUGCCAACCACAUCAAGGUCCAGAAGGUCCUGGAGAGAGCUAAGACGGAUCAAGCCUUCAAGGAAUUCUUGGAUGCAAGGAACCCCACCAAGCAGCACUCAUCCACUCUAGAGUCCUACCUGAUUAAACCGGUGCAGAGGGUGCUCAAGUACCCCCUGCUGCUCAGGGAGCUGGUCUCCCUCACUGACGCUGACAGCGAGGAGCACUACCACCUCACAGAGGCUCUCAAAGCCAUGGAGAAGGUAGCCAGCCACAUAAAUGAGAUGCAGAAGAUUUACGAGGAUUACGGCUCUGUGUUUGAUCAGCUAGUUGCUGAGCAGACUGGACACGAUAAAGAGGUCACAGAGAUCUCUAUGGGAGAGUUUCUCAUGCAUUCUUCAACCAUCUGGCUCAACCCACAUCCCUCGCUUGGUCGCAUGAGAAAGGACCCUGAAAUGACCGUGUUUGUGUUCAAGAAAGCGGUGAUAUUGGUCUACAGGGAAAACAAGCUGAAGAAGAAAAUGACCAACCCACGAUCAGCACUUUCUCACGGAGACUCAGACCCCUUUAAGUUCCGCUGGCUCAUUCCGCUCUCCUCGCUGCAGGUUAGACUGGGAAAUACUGCAGGAACAGGCACAGAAAGCAGCAGCAUCUGGGAACUGAUUCACACCAAGUCUGAAUUGGAAGGCAGACCAGAGACCAUGUUCCAGCUUUGUAGCAGUGUGCCAGAGAGCAAGGUCAACAUCAUCAAGGUGAUCCGUUCCAUCCUCAGAGAGAACGUGAGGAGGAACAUGAGGAGCGAGGGCACGUUGGAGAAGGGCUGUAAGGAGCGCCUGGCCCCCCUGCGCAACACCCUGCCCUCCUCGGCCAGGCUAGGUUCCUCCAGGGCUUCCUGGUUGUGCAAGCAGCCACCUGGAGAUCUCUCCAUGCAGGCUGGUAACCCUAAACUGGGCCCAGACUCAGAUGAGGGAAGCCUUAGCAGUGGAACGCACAGUUUGCCUGGUGCCUCUCCACCUUGCACUUCCUCCGACCCCAAUACUGCCUCAGUCCUGCAGAACUCAUCCGAGACAUCUGGAUCAAACCUGGCGCAACCCUCCUCCACCUCAGCUGUGAAAGAGUCUGAUAUUUUAAGUGAUGAGGAUGAUGAUGGCUUUAUCGAGGGGGGGACCAGAAGGGACAGUGGAGACAGCAGUUCUCCAACUAGUGCCAUUGAGGCUCAGUUCCUCCAACUUAAACUCUCAGAGGAGGCUGUGUCAAAGUGUCCACCGGCUCCAUGUGUUGAACCUGAGAGAGUCGGUGACACUCCGGAGACACAACCCAAACUAAUGCGAGGACACUUCAGUGCUGUGAAAAGGAAACCCAGCAGUUUCAGAAGGAGCCAGGGGGCACUUUUGAACAUGAAGGCACACAGCAGGUCACUGGACAGCCAGGCAGAUACAGCCCUGCCUUCAGGAGCAGUGGACCUCAACACGCUGCUGGAAAGAGAAUUCAGCGUCCAAAGUUUGACCUCUGUUGUGAAUGAGGACUGUUUCUAUGACCAAGAUGAGAGCUGUGCCACAAACUCUGGAAAUACCACCUCCUCAUAGGACAGAGCAGGACUAUACUGCACCACAGUGAACGGACAUACGGUUGAGGAUGCUGACCAAAGCCAUUGCAUCAUAAGAGGGGAAACCCCUGUGGCUUAUUGCGGGCUUCUUGAAGUCGUACCUCAACAAGUCGGUUGAGAAAGUGACACACCUGCAUUCAAAUCAGGCAUGAAUGUUCUGUUCUUUUGGCACUGGCUGACAGUUUUUCCCCCUUGAGAGGCAAAUUGAGGUGACUUUUGUCCCACUGAUAAUGACUGCAUGAAUCUGCCAAGCACUGAUGCGCUUCCCCAGACUCUUUUCUCUGGGCCGCUGUCAACAAAACCCUCUGAGUGACGUAUUCCAUCCUGGUUUACCCUGCAGCGCAUGCUGAUUGGCAGUAUAUUACAUUUUUGACCUUUACUUUGAAGAAAUUGAAAGAAUGUCCUUGAUCUGACAGUCCCAAAGGAGGAGAGAGGUUACAGUGCAUUGAAAGCCACCAAGUACUUCUAAGAAAUAUGCUUCUGAGUUUGUAUUUGGCAACAUUGAGCAUGUUAUGUCACAAUUAGCGAGCAGCAGGCUUACAAGUCAUGGGUUCAGUCUUGAAUAUUUUUUUUAUUUGGUUUCACAGAGCCAAAUGUUUGAGUCACCGCUUUAUACAAACUGCAUUUUGUAAGCAAUAACAUGGAAGGAGGCUGCACUGAGUAAAGGCUUUCACAGACUAACAACAUUGAGCCAAACGUUGCCGGGGUCAUGUCAGACUUCUGAGGAGAGAGGACAUAGCCUGAAGAAACAGGAAGGAUGCUGACUUUUACAAAGAAGCCUUUUUGCUGUAUUUUGUGCACUAAAGUACACUGUUUGCCUAUAUAUUUGAAAUGAUUUUUAUCUGUACAGGUUUUAAUGUAAUUAAUGCUGGUUUUAUUUAUUAAUAGUUUUGAUAAUGUAUAUCUUAGCAAAGUAAAUUUUCAAGUGAAAGCUUGAACAUUUGGUGAAAGAUUUGGUCCAUCAUUAAAUAAAAUGCAAUACAGCUUCAUGUUUCAUCCACAAUUUUAAACGUAGCCUGCCGGGGUUUGAUUGUCUUUCAGUGAUUGUGAUUGGAAAGUGCAGAGAUAUGGCUGCUUGACUGAUAAAAACAGCAAUAAUGUUUAAACCCCAAUGUUUCUCUUUAUAUCUGUGUCUUGUGUAUAUAAAAUUUUCUAUCUUGAAAACAUUUAUGUACUCUCUUACAUACUUGACACUGUACAGGUUGAAACAAUGCAGGAAUUUGCAAUUAAUGCAGCUGGUAUUUUUGUACAAGUUUGUCAGCAACAGUGUAAAAUACAUGUUAGGAUACUACAAGAAGGCAAACCUCUAUUACAUUCUUUCUCAGCUCAACUUUUCCACGCCUUUAAUGCUAGAAUACCAAUGAAUGUGAAUGCUUCAUUCUUAUGGAAUUGUUUUAUAAAUAAAAGUUUUAUCUGUGAAUGACA